AUGGACAUGGACGUGGACACCACGCUCCGCCUCUCCAACACGCCCCCAGACCGCCGCCGCCGCCCCCGUCGCCGGAAGACCUGCCCCAAUCUGUCCCGGUUCGCCCGCGAAGUCGACAGCUCCACCUUUCUCACGCUGGGGCCCGCCACCCAAGAAGAAGUCCUCUGCCCGACUCCCCUCCGCGCUAUCUACCCAGACCACGGCGUUCAAAUCAUCCACGCGCCGCCGCCGUCGCCGGCCUCCCAAGACUCCGGCGAGCAGAAACCGCCGGCCAAGAGGAAGUCUGAAGACCGCCCGGGUCCCAGCGGGUCAAAAUACGAAUCGGGUCGGAAAAAGAGCAAAUCAGGGCCCAAUGGGGAUGGGCCGCACGCGCCGUGCGUCCCGCCGGAGGUUUUGCAGAAAACCGGGCCGGGCCUUGUUUUCUUGUUCAAGAAGAAGAUGGAGAAUUCGGACGUGAGGGAGAAUAUGAACCGGCUGUUUGUGACGGCCAAAGGGACAGCGAAGAUGAAAGAGGAAUUCAUGACGGAGGAAGAAAAGCGGGCCAUCUGGCCGGAUGAGGAAGGGCCCGCCGGGAUUGAGUUCACCGGACUGGAUAAGGCGGGAAAAGAGUACAAACUGGGGAUAACGCUUUGGAGAAGCUUGAGGAUGACGGCCAUAAAGACUGAAUGGUUUAAGAUGGUUGUGGCUAACGAGGCAAAGAGCGGUGAUUGGGUUGACGUGUGGGGCUGCCGGAGACAGGGGCAAGAGGGUUUCCGGCUGGUCUUCAUUUUCAGCGCCGGUGGUGGGAGAGAUUUGAUUGUCUGA
Striga asiatica is the source of this 804-nucleotide messenger RNA. The record is from the annotation of a GenBank genome assembly. NCBI's taxonomy places the organism in Eukaryota, Viridiplantae, Streptophyta, Magnoliopsida, Lamiales, Orobanchaceae.